UUCCGUUUUCCAUACCUUAGAACAAUUUGAAGUCAAAGGAGGCGGUGCCAGUAACUUCCAAAACUGUCAAACCACGUGAUGUUUAGUCAAGCGGUAUGUAUCGCCGUUUCACAAGUGUGUUUUAUCGUCUGUCCUCCCGUCUUUUUGCAGCCGACACCGAUGCCAAAAAGGAUAUCGUAUUCCUUCUUGAUGGGUCAGAUGGCACAAGGAAUGGCUUCCCCGCAAUGCGUGAUUUUGUUGAAAGAGUGCUGGAGAAACUCAAUGUGGGGGCAAACAGAGACCGUGUUUCUGUGGUCCAGUACAGCAGAGACGCAGAGGUGCAAUUCUAUCUGAACACCUACACCACAAGGGAGGGCAUUGGGGAUGCCGUCAGAGGGCUGAGACACAGAGGAGGCCGACCUGUCAACACAGGGGCCGCCCUCAAAUAUGUCAGAGACAAUGUGUUUACAGACUCCUCUGGGAGUAGGCAGCAGCAAGGUGUUCCUCAAAUCUUGAUCCUGCUGAAUGGUGGUAGAUCUUUUGACAGCGUUGAUGCCCCGGCCUCUGCUCUCAAACAGCGGGGCAUCUUUACAAUCAGCAUUGGAACACAGAGCUCAGACAGCAACGAGCUGCAGAAGAUUUCCUAUGAUCCGAGCUAUUCUCUAUCAGUGGCUGAGCUGACUGACCUCCCCAGUGUCCAAGAUCAGCUCUCCGCUGUAAUGAGCAGGGUGCUGAGGGCAGCGCCCGGGACACCGACAGUGACUGGUAAGCCAGAUCUCCAUCCCAAACUGGGGGGAAGCAUGACAUGUUGGCUGGUAUUUGGUGGGGUUGGGGGUGUGUGUGAGGUAGUAAGAGUGGGUCAACAGCCUGGAGCCGCGUUAGCAGAGAGAUGGUGGCCCUUGAGGUUGAGCUAAUAUGUCCCGUAUUAUGUGUGCCGCAGUGGACAGACAGCCAGGCGGAAGGGAUGUGGUUUUCUUGUUGGAUGGAUCUGACGCCACAAGAAAUGGAUUCCCGGCUAUGAGAGACUUUGUCCAAAGAGUAGUAGAGACGCUGAGCGUGGACGACAAGAAAGACCGUGUCUCGGUGGUUCAGUACAGCAGAGAUGCAGCUGUCCAGUUCUAUCUGAACACAUACACAACAAAGGGCCAGAUCCUUGAAAUUGUCCGAGGUUUGAGACACAGAGGUGGAAGACCCCUCAACACCGGAGCAGCUCUCCAGUACUUGAGGGACAACGUCUUCACAGCCUCUGCCGGCAGCAGGCGGCUUGAAGGAGUUCCACAGGUCCUCAUAUUGCUGAGCGGUGGAAGGUCUUUUGACAGCGUGGAUGCACCAGCUACUGCUCUCAAACAGCUGGGAGUGCUGGUCUUUGCCAUUGGAACCAGGAGCUCCAGUAGCAGAGAACUGCAGAAGAUCGUUCACCAUCCCAGAUAUGCUCUCUCUGUUACUGAACUCGCUGACUUACCCAGUGUGCAGCAAAACCUUCAGUCCUAUAUGACGGCUGUGGUGGCUAGUUCCACUCCAACAAUAAUAGGUAUGAUGGUAGUUGUACAAUCAUUACAUUAGACUUUUUUUUUCGUACAAGAUUAAAUUAUCCUGGGAGAGGUACUUUCAAUUACUUCAUAGCUUCUGGUAUUUGUGUCACUUCUCUUUUGUUGUUUUGAGUGGACACAUCAGAUUUCUUAAAGGGGAACUAUAAUGCUGUUUCCACUUUUAUUUGACCUUCAUUAUCUGGUUCAUAGUUUGGAAGCACUUUAGGCCUUUGACCAAUCACAGCAGAGUGGUCAUGUUCGGACAAACCUUUUUGUAUGCACUGCCUGUAUGUAUUUAUCUAUAAAAAUACUGACAAUCCAACACUUGUCUCGACAAUGCAAGACAAAGGUGAAAGUUUUCAAAUGUGGAACAUAUUUAAGCCACUUUUUGAGGUCAGUUUGAGGUCAUAGUCCCCUAUGAAACCUAUCACCACUGUUUUUACAUUCCACACCUUUUCUAUUUCUCAGUCCUUAUUAUUUUUCAGUUUCUCUUUUUCAUUCAUGUUGAUUUUGUUGCUUGAAAAUGUUUCAUUAUUCACGAGUACCAUCCUGCGCUGUUCAGUUGAAUGGCCAUCACUAGUUCAUCAGUCAUUCUCAAGCUCUGUUGAGAUGUCUUCCAUUGUGAACUUGGGACAUGUUCCAUAUCUGAUCCAUCUACGCUGUCCGUGUACACUUCUUCAUUUGGCUUCGUUUGGCUUCCUUUGCCAAGAUCUAUUCCUUUUUAAGCCUUGCUCAUGUUUGAUGCCAUGUGCUUACUGAUCUUCUUAGCCAGUAGGCGUGCCUCAUGUCUGGGCCUGGUGCAACUCUUUAUAUGUUAUUUGCAAUGGGUACGGGAUCUUGUUCUGGGAGAUUACUGUGGGAUCAUUUUCAGUCUACUGAACACAGACCAGUGGUGUUAUGCUUUGUGCCUUCUCCAAUGUUUUUCCAGUGACUUUGGCUUCGACUCAAAAUUCUCAGUUGGGAUGCUCAAAGGACAGGGGACUUUCGUUAUCAGUGUAGCCUGCUAACAUUUGGUCAGACAGAAAACAGGUUCUCUAAAAUGACUCUUGGCUCUUGGCGUAUUUAUUUCACAGCCUUUACUUUGAAAACUGAACAGAACACAGACAGAACAGGCAUGUUAAUUAUGAU
This is a messenger RNA of Doryrhamphus excisus (bluestripe pipefish), 2636 nucleotides long. NCBI's taxonomy places the organism in Eukaryota, Metazoa, Chordata, Actinopteri, Syngnathiformes, Syngnathidae. The record is from RefSeq and is a predicted model, not a curated record.